GGGGGCGCUGUCCGGCGGUUCUGAACUCACCUGUGUUGUCACUGCAGGCCGGUUCUGAUUGGUCCGCGUGCAGGCUUCAUAUUCUGGUUGGUUCCGGCUCAGCAGGUCAGUGUGGACUUCAGACUGGGACUGAAACUUUGCUUGAUGGGAAACUUGUGGUCCGCUCACUGAGCAUCAUGUCCGGCAGAGUUCUGGUGAAACCCCUGGAGGACCUGAGCCUGGACUCAGGCUACGUGGCCGGGGACCCCUGCCCGUCCCUCAGCCUGUCCUCCUCCGGCAGGUCCGGGCAGUCUCAGCCGCACACGAGCACUCCUCACCGGGGUACCUGGUGGCAGCACCCCGGCUCUCUUUACAGCAGGAACGGCAGCUGGGACACGGUCAGCACGCUGCCGGAGGACGCGGCGGACACCCUGGCCAAGUGUCCCUGCCUGCCCGAGCUGGAGGAGUAUCCCUGGACCGAGCGGGAGCUGCGGGAAAUCGUGCGUAAAGUCGCGGGUUCGGAUGCGUCGUUCACCGGGGAGGCGGUCCACCGGCUGUCCGUUCUGCUCCGGAGAGCUUUGGUGCGGAUCUCCCGGGAGGCGCAGCGGCUGAGCGAGCUCCACAGGCGGUGUACGCGCCUGGAGGUCCAGAGCGCGGCGAGGCUGGUGCUGAGCUGGGGCUUAGCCGAGAAGUGCAUCUCCUCGGCGGUGAGGGCGGUGUCCCUGCACUGCAUGAGCUCCGGGGACGCCGCGCACCAGCGGAGCAAGUCUGCGCGCUGCGGGCUGACUCUGUCCGUGGGCCGCGUCUUCAGGUGGAUGGUGGAGACACGCGUGUCGGUGCGUGUGCACGAGUACGCCGCGGUCUGCCUGGCAGCAUGCGUGGAGAGUUUGGUGGAGGAGGUGGCCGGACGGGCGCUGCAGGCGGCGGCGGAGGAGGAAGCGGACAGCGGGCUCAGCUGCUGCCCGGUGACCGCGGAGCUGCUGGAGGGAGCCGUGAACCACGACGCGGAGCUGUGGGGGCUGCUGCAGGUGUACGAGCACCUGAUCUGUGGCAAGAACGUGAACGGUGAGCUGUCGCUGCCGGCCCAUGUCAGCCCGUACACGAAGGUUCCCGAGGACUCGAUGGAGAGCCGGGAGGACGCCUACAUCCAGCUGGAGCUGCGAACACUGGAGCAGGCUCUGCUCGCCACCGGUGUGGGCAGCAUCGCAGAGCUCAGUGAUCUGGUGUCCCGGGCGAUGCACCACAUGCAGCGUCUGCGCAGCUCGAGUCCUUCCAUCAGCGCGGCUCGCUCAGCCAAUCAGCCGUCGGUAUCGUGGGCCGCAGACGCCCUACGAACGCUGUACUACUUCCUGUCCAGCCCACAGAUGGAGUCCCUGGAAAACCCCAACCUGGAGCCUCCGACCACGACGCUGAGCAGAGAGAGGCCCUUCCUGCUCCUCCCUCCUCUCAUGGAGUGGAUCCGAGUCACCGUGGUGCACGCCGAGCAUCGCCGCAGCCUAUUGGUGGACAGCGAUGAUGUCAGACAGACGGCCAGGCAGCUCCUCCCGGGAUUGGACUGCGAGCCCCGACAGCUGAAGUCCGAGUGCUGCUUCCAGUCCUUCAGGUGUCUGAACGCUGAAGCUGCCUCCAGGAAGUUCACGCUGGACCUCGGCUUCAGGAUGAUCUCAUGCGGCCGAGCCGACCUGGUCCAUCAGGCCACGAGGAUGCUGGGAGCUGAGGGGGUGAACACCAUGGACGACCAGGGCAUGACUCCUCUGAUGUAUGCGGCUGCAGCUGGAGAUGAAGCUCUGGUUCAGACACUCAUCGAGGCCGGAGCUCACCUGGACCUGCAGGUCCCGGGCACUUCAGUCCGUCACCCUUCGGUUCACCCCGGCAGUCGGUGCUGGGUCGCUCUGACGUUCGCUGUGCUGCACAGUCACCUGUCUGUGGCUCAGCUGUUGUUGGAGGGUGGAGCUGACGUGGAGGGCGGAGCGCUGCUGGACGGGCAGGAGAGCUCAGCUGAGACGCCGCUGCAGCUCGCCGCCGCCGCAGGUUACUACGAGAUGGUGAGUCUGCUGCUCGCCCACGGAGCCGACCCUCUGCUCAGACUGCAUCAUGGGAACUCGCUGAUGUCACCGCUGUACGAGGAAAUGAACUGCUUCAGCUACGCUGCAGCACACGGACACAGGAACGUCCUGAGGAGGUUGCUGCUGCAGCCUCCGCACAGGAAGGAGGACAUCCUGUCACUGGAGGAGAUCCUGGCUGAAGGAGUGGAGGAGGAGGAGGAGGGUUCAAAGCCUCCAUCUCCUGACUCCUCGAGUCCUGUUCCCAGGCUCUGUAAGGCCCGGAUGAAAGCUCUGCAGCAGGCGGCGUAUUACAGCGCAGAGCACGGUUACCUGGACGUCACCGUGGAGCUCAGAGAGAUGGGUGUUCCCUGGAGACUCCACAUCUGGCUGGAGUCUCUCCGCAGAGCUCAGCAACUGAGCCGGGACAAAGUCAUCGUCUCUCUCCUCACGGAGUUCCCCUCCAUCAGGACGGAGGACUACACCCCCGAGCUGCUGUCCACGGGCGUCCCGCUCAUGUUCAGCAUGCUGGAGACCAGCAAGGACUACGUGAUCACCAAGCGGCUGGCGUCGGUGUUCUCUCGCUGCUACGGCUCCUCUCCGGUUCCUCCCAUCCCGCCGCUGGACGUCACUCUGUCGACGCAGCUCGAUAUUCACUUCCUGAAUAACCCGGAGAUGUCCGAUGUGACGUUCAUGGUGGACGGGCGUCCGUUCUUCACUCACCGCGUGCUGCUGAUGUCGGCGUCUGAACGAUUUCGACGGAUGCUUUGCGACUCCCACGAUGACAUCAUUCACAUCAGUCACAUGACCUACUGCACCUUCCAGAUGAUGAUGAAGUCUUUGUACUGUGGGGGAACUGAAGGACUGAUGGUGUCGCACUCUGAAGCCUUGAAGCUGAUGCCGCUGGCGUGGUUCUUCGGGCUCAGAGGUCUGCAGAGAAGCUGUGAGCUGAAGCUGUCGCAGAGUUUAACUCUGGACUCUGCCGUCGACAUCUACCAGGCGGCCAAGCACCACGGAGGAGCUGAACUCUGCAGGUUCUGUGAAGGAUUCUUCCUCCAGAAUAUGGACCGGCUGCUGGACCGGGAGGACUUCCACCGCCUGCUGCUGGGCGGUGUCAGUCAGGAGCUGCUCUGCCCGGACAUGGGCACCAAAGACCGGGAUCCACCGGUCCUCCUGAGGGUUCUGGAGGCCACACUUAUACAAAGACUUCACAGCCUCCACUCUGCAUGUCGAGAGUAGAAGGCAGCAGAAAACCGGGACCUGGACAAGGUCAGCCACACUGAUACGAGUGUUCGAAGGGACGGGAGCCAUAAACUGUUUUUUUACCUUCGUCUUUAGAGAGAAACGUUAGAGUAGCAGAGAAACAUUGAAGUUAUUAAAGUUAUUUAUUAAUCUUAAACAUUUCUGCAGCCGAGGAGACGAUCCGGAUCGAUGAAGAGAAUGAAUCCGUUUUGAUAAUCGAAGUGAAAUAAAAAACUGAAA
Messenger RNA from Larimichthys crocea (large yellow croaker), 3503 nucleotides. RefSeq names its product ankyrin repeat and BTB/POZ domain-containing protein 2. Lineage: Eukaryota; Metazoa; Chordata; Actinopteri; Sciaenidae. Gene Ontology annotation, molecular function: protein heterodimerization activity; DNA binding; structural constituent of chromatin. The record is from RefSeq and is a predicted model, not a curated record. Gene Ontology annotation, cellular component: nucleosome. Bases 177 to 3260 code for a protein of 1027 amino acids. The transcript is spliced from 17 exons.